Messenger RNA from Sorex fumeus (smoky shrew), 2700 nucleotides. RefSeq names its product immunoglobulin superfamily DCC subclass member 3 (gene IGDCC3). Gene Ontology annotation, biological process: axon guidance; cell-cell adhesion. The coding region runs from base 90 to 2393 and encodes 767 amino acids. The record is from RefSeq and is a predicted model, not a curated record. The transcript is spliced from 14 exons. Gene Ontology annotation, cellular component: axon; plasma membrane. Gene Ontology annotation, molecular function: protein binding. Lineage: Eukaryota; Metazoa; Chordata; Mammalia; Eulipotyphla; Soricidae.
GCCCGAGCCCCGGCCCCGGCCCCGGCCCCGGCGCCGGCCCCGCGGGACGCUGUGAGCGCCGGAGCCGCGGAGCCGCGCCCGAGAGCCCCAUGGCUGCGCCGCGCGCCGCAGCCCCGCGCCCACCCGCGCUCCUGCUGCCGCUGCUGCUGCUGCCGCUGCUGCCCGCGCCCGGCCGGGCUAUUGGCCGCUCUCUGGAACUGGCGUUUGCUCUGGAGCCACGCGACGAUGUCGCCAUCCCCGGGCAGCCUGUCCUGCUGGACUGUGUGGUGGAAGGCAGCCCUCCUGUUCGGGUCAGCUGGAGGAAGAACGGGGUGGAGCUUCCCGAGAGCACCCGUGCCUGGGUGAUGGCCAACGGCUCCCUGAUGAUCCCUCACUUCCGGCUGGAUGGGAGAGGCAGCGUUUCCGAUGAGGGGGACUAUGAGUGUGUGGCUCAGAACCGCUUCGGGCUGGUGGUCAGCCGGAAAGCUCGCAUCCAGGCUGCCAGCAUGUCCGACUUCCAUGUGCACCCUCAGGCCGUCAAGGGUGAGGAGGGUGGUGUGGCCCGAUUCCAGUGCCAAAUCCACGGGCUUCCCAAACCCCGGAUCACAUGGGAGAAGAACCGAGUCCCCAUCAACACAGACAAUGAGAGGUACACUCUGCUGCCCCGGGGGGUUCUGCAGAUCACGGGCCUGCGGGCCGAAGACAGUGGCGUCUUUCACUGCGUGGCCUCCAACAUCGCCAGUGUCCGUGUCAGCCACGGAGCCCGGCUGACGGUGUCCGGCUCUGGCUCGGGGGCCUACAAGGAGCCAACGAUCCUCGUGGGGCCUGAGAAUCUCACCCUGACGGUACACCAGACUGCGGUGCUGGAGUGCGUCGCCACGGGCAACCCCCGGCCCAUUGUGUCCUGGAGCCGCCUGGACGGCCGCCCCAUCGGGGUGGAGGGCAUCCAGGUGCUGGGCACCGGCAACCUCAUCAUCUCCGACGUGACCGUGCAGCACUCGGGCGUGUACGUGUGUGCUGCCAACCGGCCGGGCACGCGCGUGCGCAGGACCGCGCAGGGGCGCCUGGUGGUGCAAGCCCCGGCAGAGUUCGUCCAGCACCCCCAGUCCAUCUCCAGGCCGGCGGGGACCACUGCUAUGUUCACCUGCCAGGCCCAGGGGGAGCCGCCCCCCCACGUCACCUGGCUGAAGAAUGGACAAGUGCUGGGGCCCGGAGGCCAUGUCAGGCUCAAGAAUAACAACAGCACCCUCACCAUUUCCGGGAUCGGCCCAGAGGACGAGGCCAUCUACCAGUGCGUGGCCGAGAACAGCGCAGGCUCCUCCCAGGCCAGUGCCCGGCUGACUGUGCUGUGGGCCGAGGGGCUGCCCGGGCCCCCCCUCAACGUGCAGGCCGUGUCGGUGUCGUCCACCGAGGUGCGCGUGUCCUGGACCGAGCCCCUGGUCCACACCAAGGAGAUCAUCGGCUACGUCCUGCACAUCCGCAGGGCUGCCGACCCACCGGAGCUGGAGUACCAGGAAGCAGUGAGCAAGAGCACUUUCCAGCACCUGGUGAGCGACCUGGAGCCGUCCACCGCCUACAGUUUCUACAUCAAGGCCUACACGCCCAGGGGGGCCAGCUCGGCCUCCCCGCCCACGCUGGCCAGCACCCUGGGGGAAGCGCCGGCCCCGCCCCCGCUGUCCGUGCGGGUGCUGGGCCCCGACUCCCUGCAGCUGCUGUGGGAGGCCUGGCCCCGGCUGGCACAGCUCCAGGGAGGCUUCAAGCUGUUCUACAGGCCGGCCAGCAAGGCGGCCUUCAGCGGCCCCGUCCUGCUGCCCGGGACCGCGUCCUCCUACAACCUGACCCGGCUCGAUCCCAGCACGGUGUACGAGGUGAAGCUGCUCGCCUAUAACCAGCACGGGGACGGCAAUGCCACCGUCCACUUUGUGUCUCUCAGGGGAGCCUCUGAGAGGACAGCCCUGAGCCCGCCCUGUGACUGCCGGAAGGAGGAGGUGGGAACCCCGACCUCCACCACCAGCAUCGUGAUUGGCAUCCACAUUGGGGUCACCUGCAUCGUUCUCUGUGUCCUCUUCCUUCUGUUCGGCCAGAGGGGCAGGGUCCUCCUGUGCAAGGACGUGGAGAACCAGCUGUCCCCGCCGCAGCCCCGGAACCAGAGGGAGCCUGGUCUCCUGGCGCUGGACGCAGGGGGCCGUGGCGAGAAGCCUAUGCACACCAAGGAGCUGGGCCAGCCGCCCCCACCCGUGGGGACCCUGGGGGGACCCCCAGAGCCCAGCCCCAGCGCCGCCACGGCCCCGUGUGAGGAGACGCCCCUGUCCAGGCCGCUGCCGCAGGGCUUCCCCGAGGAGGGGGCCACCGCCACCCCCUGCACAGGCCCGGUGGGUGCCCCUGCUGCCCCCUCAGCGCCCUCUGGACAGUAGCGUGUGGCCGCGUCGUGGGGACGCCCCAUUCUCAGGUUAAGGGCGACACCUGUCCAUCUCAUGGGUCCCCAUGGGGCUUCCAACGCCUCUGCCCUGACUGGCCUCAGGUGGUUGGGAUAAGUGAAGUCGCCAUGUGGGGACCCCCCUGGACUUGAGGGGACCCCCCCCGGACCGCUGCCUGUCCUGCAAACCCCAACCCCCAUCCCGGGCCAACGCCCCGUACUGAUACCUGGUGCCAUGUGACUUGGAACUGAAGUAACAUUUUUCUUUUGCAAAAAAAAACCCCAGAGACUUAAAGAGCCCAAGC